GAAGAGAUCAUUCAAUUUAAUGCAUACACUGCGAUCCUUUCUUUUCUUCUCUCAUCCUUAUACCCAUUCCCCUAGCUAUACACUCUACUCAUUCAUAUCCCACUACAUUGAAAGCACAAUUUGAGCUGGGUUAAAAAAAAGAACCCCCGACUUUUCUUCCAACCGCCAUGUCUACCUCAUCUUCUAACUUCGUACAUAAUGUUGUUCGUGCAAUUCAACUGGCGGUCUCCAUCUCCAUCCUAGCGACAGCAGCAUUCCUUCUUCACUAUCGAACGGAAGCUCAUUCUAAUUUCACAAACGAACCUCUGUUCUCAUGCAUCUCUGGGAGCGUUGCUUUCAUUUAUGCAUGCUGGGCCAUUCUUAACCGUCGGCGACACCCUGAAAACCAUAAAUGGAUCUAUCUUCAUGGGCUAUGUUGCCUCAUUGUCUGUGGAUUGCUGAUCACAGCCUCGAGCUUAGCGUUCAUUUACAUCAAAGAUGGAAUUUUGUGCGAGAGAUUUGAGGAUAUACACGGUACUCAUGCACAAGGCAGUCAAUCGAACCUUAACAGCUUUGCGGAUCACCCAGAAUACGAGGAAGGACGUCAAUAUGCGCCCGGCACAAUAUGUGAGAACAGUUACGAAGAGAUGGACAAAGCUUGUGCAGUCAUGGGGAUCUUGGGCGCCUUAAUGUGGCUCAUCGAUUUCGGGCUAAUCUUUGGACUCUGUGGGUCUAGUAGCGCUUACAAUGAUCAACGUAGACGUCGCCAGCGAGGGCAGAUUGGGCCCAGUGACCCAGAAGAUUGCUAUGUUGCUGAAGGCGUUCAAAAUGGAAAUGUUUCGCAACAGCAGGAUAACAAUAGGCAGGGUGUUGGGAUUGAGGUACCAGACCACUACCGUUGUGACACAAACCAACGUAAAUAUGCAUUGCAAAGGUUAGGGCAGAGGACUAUAGAGGGCUCUAAGAGUCAUAUUCAAGAACCGAUCCCAUUGUCGGUUCAACAGCAAAAUUAUCUCAGUGAUCAUAAACACGACCGAUAUAUUUUCGAUCCUUCAAUAGCAGUAGACGCCUCAGAAGAUCGUGAAGGCAAAACGGCAACCACACCAUCAACCGAUCCGAUACCAUUAUAUAGCGUUGACAAUACCAAUUCAAUUGAAGCCAAUCAACGUUAUUCAUCUCGUAACGGGAGCUUAAAGGCGCCUAUAUAUGCUCUUUCCCCACCUCCUCUUCCACAUAUAAUGGGGGAACAGCCUUCAGAACCACACUCACGCUCUGAACAAGUGACACAAGGGAUAGAAAAAUAUCCACUUACAUCACCAACAAUGACCAUGUCCGAGUCAUUUCUCCACCAUCAGCAGCAGCAACAAGGGCAACACGAGCAACACGAGCAGAAGGAUUCGUCGACUGAAAAUCAGCUGGCAGGCGCAAAACUGAUAAAAAGCAGCCAGAAACCGUCUGCGUCUCAUACUAUAAUCAGCGCGCCCCCGACUGUGCCCUCUCUAUGUUACACUGAAGCCCCAUCCGGACCUACUUGCUAUAUUUUCGACUCGAGCUCACACAAUUAUCGUCCUGGUUUUGUCAAUUUGGUGACACGAAUCGAGAGGCAACAAAGCCGCAAAAAUGUUGCGAAACCGGAACCUACAACAUAUGUGCAAUCAUCCACGUCGCUGGGCUCUACUCCACCAAUAGGAUUCAGUAUACAAAAAGCUGGACAUGCAACUGACGUAGCAUCUAGAGAUGAAAGUAGGACGGUAAUUGGGAUAGAGUCAACUACUUUACACCCCACAGGAAUAACAACUACUAUACGAAGCCCUAUUACCCAUAGCCACUCCAGAACGGGGGACUCAUACUUUACUACGACGACUGAAUCAACUACAUUACCUAUUGGGGCGGAAUCUUCAGAGAAACAAAGCCAGGUCAACCUGGAUCAAACGCUCGAUAAAGACGACAUCACACCGCAGUUGGUUACGAAUCAGUCUGAAAAGAAACUAGUUAGAGUCAAACAUCAGACAUCUAACUUAUCAGCAACGACAUUGAAAAUUCAUAAUAACAAACAUAGCGACAUCAGUUCGGAUUGUACGGGUCCUGCAUCGCCAACCUUGUCGUCGUCAUCAAGAUCGCUUUAUAUUGGUGAUUUCUAAAAAGGAAAAGUAUAAUAAAACUUUAAAUGGUAGCUUUAGUUGUUCAGCCAGAAGCCUUUUUUGUCAGUCAAUAACGAUGGAAGUAGGAGAUAUACCUAUAUCCCUCAUCAGAAUGUAAAAUAUAUCCCUUAGCAAGAAAG
Lobosporangium transversale is the source of this 2260-nucleotide messenger RNA. RefSeq lists its product as hypothetical. The record is from RefSeq and is a predicted model, not a curated record. NCBI's taxonomy places the organism in Eukaryota, Fungi, Mortierellomycota, Mortierellomycetes, Mortierellales, Mortierellaceae. The transcript has a single exon. The coding region runs from base 168 to 2120 and encodes 650 amino acids.